This is a messenger RNA of Arabidopsis arenosa, 773 nucleotides long. NCBI's taxonomy places the organism in Eukaryota, Viridiplantae, Streptophyta, Magnoliopsida, Brassicales, Brassicaceae. The record is from the annotation of a GenBank genome assembly.
CAUAUUUACAACAUUUUCUAAAAUCUCUAAAGAUAAUCCAAAGAUCAGACAAUGGCAACAAACGCUUGCAAGUUCCUUUACCUCGUUCUCUUAGUCGCCUUUGUCACCCAAGGGUAUGGGGAUGAUUUUUAUUCUCUCAAGAGCCUAUUUGUGAGACAAUCGAAGACCGGAAAAAUGGUUAAUAACAAACCGGAGUGGGAAGUGAAAGUGCUGAAUUCUAGUCCCUGCUAUUUCACUGAUACAAAGUUGUCUUGUGUCGGUUUCCAAUCGGUUACACCCAUCGACAGUAAGGUGAUAUCAAAAUCCGGUGACACGUGUCUCCUCGCCAACGGUGUCCCUAUCCAUGAUUUCAGUUUCAAAUACAUCCGGAUCGGAGCGGUGAGGACAGGGAGAGAAAUCGCCGGACAGCCGGAGUGGAAAGUGACGGUAACCAACACGUGCAAUUGUUUUCAGAAGCACGUGACUCUGUCUUGCGGAGGGUUUGCUCCUGCGAAGCCUGUCAAGCCAUGGCUGCUUCAGCCACAAGGAAACACGUGUCUUCUGAUUAAAGGAGCAUCUUUGCCAGCUGGCUCCACCGCUCAGUUCACUUACGCCGGCCAGCCUUACAUCUUCAGACCCGUUGGUUCCAAGGUCGACCCAAGUUGCAAGAAUUGAUUUUUUUUUUUGCUGUUACAGCUUCUUUAAAACAUUUGUGGGUAAGGUUAUCAGAAUUCUUGUAACUCAAGGAAGAAACGUUUUAAUUUCUUAUUCUCCAAGAAACUGAAUUAUGACUC